This is a messenger RNA of Macroventuria anomochaeta, 2070 nucleotides long. RefSeq names its product flavin-binding monooxygenase-like protein. The transcript has 4 exons. The coding region runs from base 250 to 1992 and encodes 580 amino acids. Gene Ontology annotation, molecular function: NADP binding; N,N-dimethylaniline monooxygenase activity; flavin adenine dinucleotide binding. NCBI's taxonomy places the organism in Eukaryota, Fungi, Ascomycota, Dothideomycetes, Pleosporales, Didymellaceae. The record is from RefSeq and is a predicted model, not a curated record.
GUGUCACAUCAUGCCGAUCUCAAAGUUUCUUGACGCGUGCCACUCGCAUGUUAAGUGACACCACUUCGCAUCCUUUAUUUGCGCCCGUCUGUCCGAACUGAGCCAAGCUUUAAGUCGACUGUCUGUCCGUCCCUGUUGACCCACUGAUUGGUAUCGCUAUAGCUUCUUGUGCACCUGCAGCGAUCCCUUGUCUUUCUCUCUCUGCGAAAGUCAGUACUACUUACCGAAGGUAACCUCGCUUUGCUCGGUAUGGGCGGCACAAAACCAUGGUUAGAAGUCCCUGUGGGAAACAAGGACCACACAAGUGCGGCGGUCGUGAUCAUCGGGGCUGGUAUAUCUGGCAUGUGCAUGGCCAUUGAUCUGAUCAAGCGCAACAAGUGCCACAACUUCAUCAUCGUGGAGAAGUCUGCCAGUGUAGGCGGAACAUGGCACGACAACAAGUACCCUGGUUGCUGCUGUGACGUUUGGAGUAUGCUAUACUCCUAUUCGUUCGAGCAGAAUCCAGACUGGACACGCGAGUAUCCCGGCCAAGAAGAGAUCCUUGAAUAUCUCCGCAAUGUAGCGAACAAGUACCAACUCUACAAAUACAUCCGAUUCAACACAUCCGUUGAAGCUGCUACAUGGGACGAUAGCAAGUGCCGCUGGAAGGUCGACGUCAAGGUGAUUGGAGGCAAGGACGCCGAGUUCAGCUCAGGUUAUUCGAUCGAGAGUGACUUUUUGAUCUCGGCUGUCGGACAGCUCAACCAGCCGAGGUAUCCAGACAUCGAGGGACUGAACGACUUCAAGGGCAAGAUCAUACACAGUGCGAGAUGGGAUUGGAGCUACGACAUGCAAGGCAAGAAGAUCGGGGUCAUUGGAAAUGGAGCUACUGCCGCCCAAAUCAUCCCCGAAAUCCUCCCCGUCUCCAAAAACCUCACCAUCUACCAACGCUCACCCAAUUGGGUCACCCCCCGUGAAGACGGCCCCGUCUCCGACUUGCGCCGUGCAAUCUACCGCUGGCUCCCGCCCGUACGCUGGCGCGCACGCGCAGGUAUGAUGGACUUUCGCGAAUCCUUGCACGAAUCUGUGACAGACGGCGACUCAGCACUCGCAGACAUGCUGCGCACGUUGUGUAAAGAUAUGAUGCGGAAGCAGAUUCCUGAUCGCCCGGAUAUGUGGGAGAAGCUCACGCCGACGUAUAACCUGGGAUGUAAGAGGGUAAUCGUCAGCGACGAUUAUUAUCCUGCUGUUGCGCAUCCGAAGACGACGCUUGAGACGAACAAGAUCAAGCGCAUCACCGAAACAGGCAUCGAGCUUGAGAACGGUGAGCACCACGACCACGACAUGAUCGUUCUCGCCACCGGCUUCAGGACAGUCGAAUUUCUCUUCCCCAUCAAAGUCACCGGCACACACGGUCGCUCACUGGGAGAUGUCUGGUCCGGCGGCGCCAGCGCCCUAUACGGCACGACCGUCCCCUCGCUCCCCAACUUCGGCAUGUUCUACGGUCCCAACACAAACCUAGGCCACAACAGCAUCAUUCUGAUGAUCGAAGCGCAGUCCCGGUACCUGAAUACGCUCGUCUCCGCGGUCCUGGACGCCCGGAACCGCAACACUCGUAUCGGCCUGAUGCCCAAACAAUCAUGCACCGACUCCUUCAACGCCCGCAUCCAGUCCGUCCUCCAGAAGAGUUCGUUUGCAGAUCCGAACUGCGGCUCCUGGUACAAAAACAAAGACGGCAAGAUCACGAACAACUGGUCUGGCACUGUCAUCGAGUAUCAGGACAUGCUGAGUAAAGUCGACUGGGAGGACUUCGAGACUACAGACAGUCUUGGCGGGAAGAGGAGUGCGUCAAAGGUUGUUUUUGGCGAUGGGAAGAAGGAAAGCAGGAUUGGCCGCGUGCAUGAAGAGACGUUUGUUAGUAAUACGACGUUGGUGCUGGGCGCGGUUAGUGUGGUGCUCGCAGGGGCGGCGUGGUAUGCGGGGGUGAGGAGGAGGGUGAGGUUUGGGCGGUGAGAUUUGGAUGGUGGAAGGGAGGGUGGUCGGAUUCGUAUGGCGUGUACUUUGUAGCGAUCGAUUUGCGCGCUGGACUAU